CUCCUCCGUAUGCGUACUUCCGUGAUAAUCAACCUCCCUCUUGAAUCUGCACACCACCCCGAUCCAGGAAAGUGGGGGGUUCGUCUAGUACGAAAUGGAUGGCUGCCCGAUCACCAGCAGCACCUAUCACAAAGCACAAAAAGAAAAACAAAACAAAUGACCCUCCGCCUCCGUAGAAACCAGAAACCAGAAACCACUCCUAAACCCAACCCCAACUCCAAUAAAAAAAACCCCCUCCCUCCCUCCCUACCAGACAGCCAGACAGAAGAUAGACGGAGGAUGUCCGCUCUCUCCUCUCUCUCCCCGCUUCGGUAG
Aspergillus steynii IBT 23096 is the source of this 315-nucleotide messenger RNA. RefSeq lists its product as uncharacterized. The record is from RefSeq and is a predicted model, not a curated record. The annotation marks the transcript as partial. Lineage: Eukaryota; Fungi; Ascomycota; Eurotiomycetes; Eurotiales; Aspergillaceae. The transcript has a single exon.